UUUCGGUCGAAUGGCGUCCUGCGUGAUGCUUGGGUUCUGAGCGCGAGCGGCAGGAAAAGUGUGUAUUUUUAGGUGCUAGUCGGUAGUGCGUGAACCGUGUUUAGUCGCGAACGCCUCAUUUCACCCGAUCUCAGAUAACAGUACAAUCGUGUGGUCGGCAACGACGACGGUUUCCUUUGUGCAAUGGAUAGUCGGCGCGGUAAACGGAUGUCCCUAGCACUGGGUGUCCCUGCCAGUAACCCCUCGAACACUGCGACGGCUGAGUCCGCAGCUGAUGCGAUGGACCGAAAAAAACCCGGUCGCAAAACGCUAACAGCGGGCGCACGCAAAGCAUCUCCCGGGCGUAAACCGUCUCCGGGACGGAAGGCUUCACCGGCUCGCCGUACUUCACCGGCCCGCAAGGCAUCGCCAGCGCGUCGUGCGUCUCCGGGAAGAAAACCGAAAGCUACCUCUCCGGCUGGCCCGAUGGCACCGGCUACCGUCAAACCUCUACCGGCAGAACCGGUCAAAGUAUCACCGCUGAUGAAAGAUGAGCCGCGCCGCUCGGAGCGUAUCCGCGCAUCGGAGGAUCGGUCCGAAAAGGGUUUCCCGAUGCUUAAAAAAUCACCUGUCAUCGACAAACGUCUGUCGGUGAUUUUGGACGAUACCGAAGUGAGCGACAUUCUCGGGCAAGCUAAGGACCUGGUCGGCAGGCGAAGUGUAACGCCGAAUACCAGCCAACGCACCAACGCCGCCACGCCGACGACGACAACGGAACGCUCAAGACAAACCCACUCGAUGAGCGCCCUUGCCGAAUACUCCGACAAUGAAGAGGACGAUGCCGACUACAAGAGCUUCCGGCGGACCGAAGGGGACAACAAUAACGGUGUCGGCAUGCAGUUCCCCGAUGCAACCAGCCUCAGACAGCAGCAACAGUUGGUUGAGUUCGGUGGCCCAGUCCGUGCCACGCUUCUGGCGCUCGUGAUCCCCCUCUUUGCGUUCUUUACGAACCAUUUCUGCUCCGGAGCAGCGCAUCGUGACUGUCGCUUUGUGGUGCCAAGAAACUGGGACGAAUUUUGCUCUCUCUCGACGUACUUCAACCGUGAAGUGGCCAUGUUCUACGUGCUGUACACGUGCGGGGUCGCACUGCUGACCGCGUUACCGACCGGCCGAGUGGUUCGGUUAGCACACGAAGCCCGCCCAGAACGUGCUCACACCUUCAACGGACUGUUGGUCGCACUGGGAACUGGAUUGGCUGUCUUUGUGGCCGAGUAUUGCUACAAGUACCCGCUGCUUUCCGUCGUAAGCCGUGGCUACAACCAGCUGCUGGUGCUGAGCCUGGCCGGAGCCCUGUUGGUGUCCGUACUCGCGUACGUAAAAACCCGCUACACAGAACCACGGCAAAUGAAUCAUUACGCGUGCACCGGACGCAUGCUGUACGACAUGUUUGCCGGCCGCGAUGUGAAUCCGACCCUGCUCAACGUCUUCAACCUCAAGCUGAUCACCUACCACGUGUCCAUUGUCUUGGCCCUACUCUUCAAUUGCAUCAUCUUGUACCGCAAUUUGCACUUUACCCCACUCCCCGAGAGCCUCGUCGAGGGGUCACUGCAGGAGCGGCUGCUGUUCACGGCGCGUAAUGUCACGGGCGAAGCGGCCCCUCUGACUGCCGCCGGACUGACGGUGCUGUAUCUUCUCGAUCUGCUCGUCUUCGAGCACCAUCUGGCCGCAUCGUUCGAGCUGCAACAGGAAGGUUUUGGCACCCAGUACCUUCUCCGUCAGGCACUGUUUCCCUUUAUGCUCACGCUUCUGCCAAAGUACGUCGCUGCUCAUAAGCUCUCGGAUGUGCCGAUCUGGGCACUUGCUGUCUGUGUCACUGUUGCGCUCGUAGGAUUAGUCCUCAAACGCAGCGCGCAGUGGAUAAAGUAUCUCUACCGGUUGGACCCACUCGGAAAAAAGGUUGUCGGUCUCCAAACGUACCCAACGUACCAGGGUCGCCGGCUUCUGGUCGCUCACGGGUGGCGCUUCGUCCGUCAACCGAACUACGUCGGCGAUAUCUUGCAGACCGUGGCACUCCUGCCACUACUGUACUGGCGCUUCGCUUGGCCACCGUUGUUGGCUGCACUGUUCACCGUUUGCGUUCUGGCCCAUCGGACUAAGCGACUUAGUGCGCGCAACCACGCAAUGUACGAUUCACCCUGGUUCCGCUACUGUAACGCCGUGCCGGCUCUGCUCGUUCCGCGUGUCUUCUAA
Anopheles cruzii is the source of this 2229-nucleotide messenger RNA. It is a transcript of the gene LBR, whose product is annotated as lamin-B receptor. Gene Ontology annotation, molecular function: oxidoreductase activity, acting on the CH-CH group of donors, NAD or NADP as acceptor. Lineage: Eukaryota; Metazoa; Arthropoda; Insecta; Diptera; Culicidae. Gene Ontology annotation, cellular component: endoplasmic reticulum membrane; nuclear inner membrane. Gene Ontology annotation, biological process: sterol biosynthetic process. Bases 184 to 2229 code for a protein of 681 amino acids. The record is from RefSeq and is a predicted model, not a curated record. The transcript is spliced from 3 exons.